Micromonas commoda is the source of this 1815-nucleotide messenger RNA. RefSeq lists its product with no specific name. Bases 1 to 1815 code for a protein of 604 amino acids. Gene Ontology annotation, molecular function: ATP binding; eukaryotic translation initiation factor 2alpha kinase activity. The transcript has a single exon. Lineage: Eukaryota; Viridiplantae; Chlorophyta; Mamiellophyceae; Mamiellales; Mamiellaceae. Gene Ontology annotation, cellular component: cytosol. Gene Ontology annotation, biological process: protein phosphorylation. The record is from RefSeq and is a predicted model, not a curated record.
AUGGCUGUGGCGAGACUCAUUGCAUCGUCUGGGGGAAAGGGCCUCCCUCAGGGUCUAGUGCGACUCAUGUCGCCGUACCAGGCUCAUUACCACGAGGUGAGAUGCCUGGGCAAAGGGGGUUUCGGCAGCGUGGUCAGUGCGGUUGGUCGCCUGGACAAUCGCGCGGUGGCGGUGAAGAAAGUUCACUUCAAGUCUGCGGUGCCGCCCUGGGCCAAGAACGACGCGCUCGAGGGCCUGCACGAGGAGUUGCUGCGGGAGGCGAGGGCUUUGGCGCUCAUGGACAACCCGAACGUCGUCAAGUACCACACAGCGUGGAUCGAGCCGAGGUGGUCGAAGCUUGCGGCGGUUGGCGCCACGACGAAUAGGAAAGGUCAUCGCGUGGGUGCGGGUGCGACCAAGGCCUCGCUCUCCCCGGGAGCACUCGCGAGGCAGGACUCGUUCAUAGUUGCCGAUGACGGAGGGUCCGACUCGGAUUACUCGGACGAAUUCUCGGAAGAGACCUCGGACUAUUCGGAGUCUGGGUCGAUCACCGGCGGCUCGGCGCGUCUUCUUGCUGGAGGUGGUAAGGAUGAGAAGACCGGGAUUGGCUACUCCGAAGUGUGGACGCCGGCGGCUGCGGCGGGAACGUUGCGGUGGCCGUAUACCCUGCACAUCGCCAUGGAGCUCUGUCCCAGCUCCACCCUCAGGGAUUGGAUCAGAGUUCGACCUCGAGGCGAGGUUCAGGUUGGCACCGCGUCUCACAUCUUUCGCUGCGUCACCGAGGCGCUCAGGUACGUUCAUGCCCACGGAAUCAUCCACAGGGAUGUAAAACCAGCAAACAUUUUGGUCCAUCGCGGCACGAGCGAACUGGAGCCCACGGUGAAACUCAUGGAUUUCGGACUGGCCGUGUUUUAUGACUUCAGCGCGGAGAAGAAAUCAUCGGAAAGGAAGAAGAAGGGUGGCGCAACGGUGGUCCAGGUGUCUUUGGACGGCGAAGAUGGCGCAAAGGGAGUGCCCGUUGACAACGUGUUCUCUGUUGGUGUCGGUACAGCCAGCUACUGCGCCCCCGAGCAGAGGCGGGGCACUGGUUUGUACACAUCAGCCGUCGACAUGUACAGUCUCGGGGUGGUGCUUGUGGAGAUGUUCACGGCGCUCGGGCAAGAGGCUACGGAAUCGGAGCGGCUUCACCUCAUCGCUGAUGCAAAGGGACUGAACAUGCCUCAGGAGAUGGUUGCGAAAUUCCCCAAGCACGCGCGUUUAGCUGAACGGCUACUGGCGGUCGAUCCAAAGGAGAGACCGUCCGCGGACGAGAUUCUCAGGUUGUGGCCGAGGGUGAAUUUGCGUAAAGGUGAGCUUCCAACAACGCAAGUGCACUUCAGAUCACAGGGCCACGACAGAACCCAAAUGGGCGCAGCUGUUGCUGCCGCGGCUGCUGCGGGUGCUGCGGCGGUCCUUUCUUCCUCCCGCGCUGAAGUGAGCUCGGCGGCGGAGUCUGCUGCGGUGUCAGCGGCACUUGAUAGGUUGUCGAUCAAACGGUCGAUGUCGCUUCCUGAGGCUGAGCUAGCUGCCAUCGCUGAUGCUGUCGACGCGGCGACGGACGCGGUCGUGGGAUCAGGCUCGCCGAAAAGGUCGCCACACCGGCACAAACGCGCUCCAUCUUCUCUGUUGUCGUCGCCCGUUCUGGAGUCGGAUGAACUUGUCGAGGAGUCCGUCGGCGCCGUGACGAGUGACGAAUCGACCUCCAUCGAUCUGGAGAGGGCGACGAGAGGAGACAUGGCGGCGGAGAUUCGUCGGCUUCAGGAGCGACUGGCGCAGCUGGAGGGCGCGACGAGAUGA